AUGGUGAAACCAAAGUUCAAGGGGAAAAGCACGAUUAAUCCCUCGUCGUCCAGCAGUAACCCAGAUCGGGUCAAGACUGCUGGCGGAAAUAUGAGGGAUCGUUCCACUAUCAAGCGUUUGAAUAUGUACAGGCAAAAACAGAGAUGUAACAAGAGAGGAAAAGUCAUCAAACCCUUACAGUUCCAAUCCACUGUGAAUCCUGGGACAGUGGCCCGAGUCGAGCCCAACAUCAAGUGGUUUAUAAACACGCGGGUGAUCAAGCAGUCGUCCCUGCAGAAGUUCCAAGACGAGAUGAGCGCCGUGCAGAACAAUCCGUAUCGCUUCGUGAUGAGACCUAGCAAAGUGCCCAUGACGUUGUUGCACAGUCGGAUUAAAGCGCACAAUUCCAAGGUGCACAUUUUGGACACGGAGGGUUUCGAGACUACGUUUGGCCCCAAAUCUCAAAGGAAGAGGCCAAGUCUUGUGGUCACCGACGUUAAAGACCUUUUGGACCAAGCUGAAGCUUCGGCCAUGAGCUACAGUGCUGACAAGGACAAAGACCUGGUGAUGGAAGACACAGGAGUACGGGAUGUCGCUCGUGAGGAGAUUUUUAAAAAGGGGCAGUCCAAGAGAAUUUGGGGAGAACUGUACAAGGUGAUCGAUUCAUCUGACGUCGUCAUCCAAGUUUUGGACGCCCGUGACCCCAUGGGCACACGCUCAAAGAACAUCGAGUCUUACAUCAAGAAGGAGAAAUCGUGGAAGCACUUGAUCUUUGUGCUCAACAAAUGUGACCUUAUCCCUACUUGGGUCACUAAACGCUGGGUGGCAGUGUUGUCCCAAGAGUACCCCACGCUGGCUUUCCACGCCAGUCUCACUAACUCGUUCGGUAAAGGCUCCCUCAUUCAGCUCCUAAGACAGUUUGGCAAGCUCCACACGGACAAAAAACAAAUCAGCGUGGGGUUCAUUGGUUACCCAAACGUGGGUAAGAGCUCCGUCAUCAACACGCUACGAUCAAAGAAAGUCUGCAAUGUGGCGCCCAUUGCUGGAGAAACCAAGGUGUGGCAAUACAUUACUUUGAUGAGACGGAUCUUCCUCAUUGAUUGUCCCGGCGUUGUUUACCCGUCAGAGGACAGUGAAACUGAUAUUGUUCUCAAAGGAGUGGUUCAAGUAGAGAAGAUCAAGGACCCAGAGGAACACAUUCAAGCGGUGCUAGAACGGGCAAAGCCAGAAUAUAUCCAGAAGACAUACCGUAUCCCCACGUGGAGCUCGGCAGAGGAUUUCCUCGAGAAGUUGGCGUUUCGCUCCGGGAAACUUUUGAAGGGCGGUGAACCGGAUCUACCUACAGUGUCCAAAAUGGUGUUAAAUGAUUGGCAGCGCGGGCGUAUACCUUUCUUUGUGAAACCUCCAGGGCCGGAAGGUGACCAAGAGGUAAACCAUGUAUAGAUAGAACCUUUGCCAGUAAAAGCUGCCCCAGCAGAGGUAGGCAGCUUGCAGGAAGGCCAAACAGAGGACACCGCCCUCGUCCCUGUCGCCAAUGAAGAUGAAGAGCAGCAGAAGCAGCAACAGAAGGAGCAACUCAACAAGAUUUUGUCCAACGUACGGCAAAACUUCGGCAAGAUCAACGUGGCGCCAGAGUUCAACGAGGAGGACCUAGUCCCUGUAGAGAUGCCAGACUUGGACAUCUCUGGCUCGGAAGACGAGGAUGAAGAAGAUGAUGGAGGGGAAGAGGGGAGUGAGGUAGAGGAAGGUUUAAAGGAGGAGGAAGCGGUCGUUGAGGAGAAUCCGGUCGCUGAAAAAAAGAACUCCAAGCAGGUGAUACGUGAGCUGGAUGAGAAGAUCGCCAAGUAUAAGCAGUUUCUGGACCGAGCCAAAUCCAAACGCUUCUCUGCCAUCAGGAUACCUAAAGCUGAUACAGACCAAGUGUUGAAAGGCAUCAAACAGGCACAAACUAAAGCGGCCACACAGAAAAACAGAAAGAGGAAAGCCGAUGAUGAUGAGGAGGACGAAGCUGCCCAACAACCUAAACUGUCGUCCAAAGAGAGAAGAGCGCUGGAUCGUGCCCAGCGGUCGAAGAAAGUCGGCUCGCGCUACUACGAAACUCACAACGUCAAAAACAAGAACAAAAACAAGAAGACGAAAGACAACCAAGCAGGAACAUCAGAGGGAAGAAAAGCUAAGAGAGCUAAGCGCUAA
This is a messenger RNA of Nerophis lumbriciformis (worm pipefish), 2172 nucleotides long. Lineage: Eukaryota; Metazoa; Chordata; Actinopteri; Syngnathiformes; Syngnathidae. The record is from RefSeq and is a predicted model, not a curated record.